AUGUCUAAAGAAACCGUAGAUGCAAAUGAGACUGAAACACGAGGCAUUAUCAAUUUGUGGAAAAGGUUAACCUUGAGAACCGAUUCAUCAUCCAUACGUUCACUUAAUCAUCAAUCUCGUCAUUCGAAUCAGAAGGACGCUAUGGUACAAACAAAAAAAAUGAUGAUUUAUCUAAAAUCACCUCAUGCAUUGAGCGGAGGAUUGAUGAAAGGUACCAUUUCGCUUACACCUGUUCCCAAUAUGGAAAUCCAACAGUUGGAAUUAAUGCUGCAUGGAAUUGAAAUUGUUUUUGAUCCAGUUCAUUAUUCAUCUUCUACUCAUGCGUACUCUUUUCUUGAAUUACCAAUAUUAACUCUCCAACAACCUAAUGAUCAGUUAAUCGUUCCUGCCAAUCAUCAUCCAUUCCAAAUGACCAUCCCUUUUCGUUUUCAAUUACCACUUGAUUUGGGUGGUAGUUAUAAAGAUAAAAAAGGAUGUGUAGAGUAUACUUUACAAUGUCAUGCUCGUGUAAGGAUAGAUGACCAUGAUGAGGUAUGGUAUAUGGAUCGACAUCUACAAGUCUAUCAAAAUGUACUCAGCUUAAAAUCAACAGAGCAAAUGGCACUUUAUCAACCUAUCUGUGAACGUCGAAGGAUAUGGGAGAGAUCACCUGUUUUAUUAUCACCCAUCAUCAGCAACGCUAAUAACGAUAAAGAUACUGAUAGUAAAAAAAAUAAGCACUCUUUUGUUGAUUUAACUAUGAAUAUAUCAAGGUCUAUAUGGACAUCUGGUACAUGCCUUUAUGUUACCAUGACAAUGGAGAAUAGAUCGGUCCAUAAGCUACGUGACAUUAAGUUGGAGUUGAUUAAACGUGAAAAUACUUUUUCUCAGACAGGAUUGAAAAAAAGUUUUGACUUGAUGCCUGUGACAUCUACCUGUGAACUCAUCGCCACUACAAGUUUAUUGAAUUUAGGUUGGUGGAAACCACUCGAUCCACAAAGUGAUGAUCAUGUUUUGAUUCCUCUAGAAAUACCGCCACACGAAUUCACUAUUAAACAUCAAAAACUGAUUGAUAUAUCAUUUGCAUUACGUAUUUCAGCAUCAUCAUUAACAAGUACCGAUGCCAUUGUCGAAAUACCCAUCACUCUAGCUCAUCCUAUAUCGGCUGAUCCACCGCCCGGUAGUAUCAUCGUGUCAUCACCUACAUCAGCAACAACAGAAACAAAUUUGUUGCCUUAUGAUCCUUCAUUUCAUCUUUUCAGUCAAUCACAUGGAAUCAUUCAUCCAGAAACACAAUCAUUACCAGAACCCACACCAUUACCACCCCCAUCAUCAUCAGUUCCUCUAUCAGCAUCAUCACCCUCCGUAUGGACAUCAAGGUCAUUGUCUUAUGUAGCUUUUAAUCCUUUAUCUGAUACACCAUCACCACCACCAUUGCCACCAAAAGAAGAAAACUUUUUACGACAGUACGAUCCACCAAUGGAUAAUCCAAAAAAGAAAAAAAAGAAAGGACAUUCAAAUCAUCAUGAUCAUCAUCAUUUAACAAAAAUUAAGCAAGAAAAGCAACAACAACAACAACAACAACAAAAAAUAAUAUCAGUAUCUAGUUCCAACUCACUCAUUCCAGAUCAUCAUGCCUAUAGCACAAGCAAUCAGUUGCCCAAAUGCUUAACAUUAUCGUGUAAACAAGAGGAUGGUCUACUUUCUUCACAGACAAGUACAUUGCUUACCUUGGCCCCUUCUCAAAAAUUUGAAAUAUCCGUCAAAGACUUAAAUUUAUUUUCUCCACCAAGUCCUCAAAUGAAGACAACGCAUCCUUCUCCUCAUCGUCAUCAUGGAUUAUAUAGAUUAUGGACCUCAAAGAAAAAGAAAACACGCGUCUGUUGA
This is a messenger RNA of Halteromyces radiatus, 1866 nucleotides long. RefSeq lists its product as uncharacterized. Gene Ontology annotation, cellular component: cytoplasm. Gene Ontology annotation, biological process: protein transport. The transcript has 6 exons. The record is from RefSeq and is a predicted model, not a curated record. Lineage: Eukaryota; Fungi; Mucoromycota; Mucoromycetes; Mucorales; Cunninghamellaceae. The coding region runs from base 1 to 1866 and encodes 621 amino acids.